Molecule: messenger RNA, 4917 nt
Organism: Odontomachus brunneus
Lineage: Eukaryota; Metazoa; Arthropoda; Insecta; Hymenoptera; Formicidae
Gene: Mkp3
Product: dual specificity protein phosphatase Mpk3
Exons: 4
Coding region: 664-1863 (399 amino acids)
Biological process (GO): negative regulation of MAPK cascade; protein dephosphorylation
Cellular component (GO): cytoplasm; cytosol
Molecular function (GO): protein tyrosine/threonine phosphatase activity; MAP kinase tyrosine/serine/threonine phosphatase activity
Source: RefSeq, a predicted model, not a curated record
ACACACACAGCGCGGCGUAGUGUCGCAGGAAAUGAUGGCAAUGCGUGAGAACUCGUCGGACCGCGCCGUCGACGGGUGAAUGUCGCACGCGCGAUCGUCCCGGAUGCCUCCUCCCGGGGAAACGCGUACCGCCACUCAACUCAAAGUGCCAUUUCGUCAUAUCCAGUAAAUAUUAAUCAUAGUAAGACGCUUGUAACGGACGCGUACGCACUCACCAGGCAGCGCGGGCGUUUUAUGUACAUACACUUAUAUACAACUCGGUCACGACUUGGUGAACGACGUGUGAGACUGACGACAACGACGGCUUCCUCGAUGCCGAUAAGCGACCGCAGUUUCAACGUGUUAGGUGUGCUAGCUGUGGAAUCGAUGUGUCGUGCGAGUCGCUGUUUGGAAGCUUCGUCGAACGACGGUCGUUGGAACGAUCGUCGUGGAAUGAUGCCUUGACAAGAGCCGCCGUGUAUCGCUCGACGGUGGUGCUGUGUCCAGGAAUGACAGAACUUCGACGCUGUAGAGGCUCAAGAUUAUCUCUGUGACGGAAAUUCAGUGAUUACACAUCAUACCAUUGUACUCGGAGCUGUUUUUCAAGCAACAGGAGAGUGAUUUGUUUUGAAGACAACAAAUCACAGAAGAAACGUGCAACACAAGUCAAGUGAAAAACACAACAUGCCGGGUGGUAGUGUGAUAGAAGAAGACCUUCUGGGUCCAGAAUGGCUGUUUAAAGAACUCAGAUCGCAAGAGGGUCCCAGUAAGCUCCUUAUCUUAGACUGCAGAGCACACUCUGACUUUUCUGAUGCUCACAUCAGAGGUUCUGUACCUCUAGCCAUACCCAGCAUUAUGCUGCGCAGAUUGGCUGCUGGUAAGGUGGACCUUUUGUCCACGAUAAGGUGUUUAGAUCUGAGAAACAGAGUGGAAGUGUUUCUGUGUGGAGAUGAAGGCAGCAGAGGAACAUUUGUAUUAAUUGGUGAUUCUUCAGAUCCUGCAGGCCAUCAGGGUGAAACUAUACAAGUUUUGAGUCGGAGACUUAGAAGCAGCGGAGGCAAUGUUGCUAUCUUAAUCGGUGGUUUUGGAACAUUCAGAGAUAGAUAUCCAGAAUGGUGUGAAGGUUGUCAAGCAAGUAGUGAAUGUGCCCCAGGUCAGGACAAUAAUGAUGGCGAAUUAAUGGGCCUUAGAUCCCUUCGAAUAUCCACUCCACCAACUAGGUCCUAUUCGGAUUCUGAUAGUGACAGCACGUGCGAUUCAGUCGGUCCCGAGGAAGAUAAAGACUUUCCGGUGGAGAUUUUACCUCAUUUGUAUCUCGGUAAUGCAGCUAAUAGCGAGGAUCGCGAGGCUUUAGCGCGGCACAGGAUACAAUAUAUACUCAAUGUGACACCGGAUUUGCCAAAUGUAUUUGAAAGUGCUGGUUCGAUAAAGUACAUGCAGAUACCAAUAAGCGAUCAUUGGAGUCAAAAUUUAGCUAGUUUCUUCCCGCAGGCGAUUCAAUUUAUAGAGGAAGCGCGAAGCUCAGACAAAGGAGUGCUGGUUCACUGUCUGGCCGGGGUGUCUCGUUCCGUCACGAUCACCGUGGCUUACCUCAUGCACAAGUGCAGUCUCAGCCUGAAUGACGCUUUUAACCUAGUGCGUAGUAGAAAAUCUAACGUUGCCCCGAAUUUCCACUUCAUGGAGCAGUUGCAUAGCUUUGAACGAGAGUUGAGGGACCGCGGAGACCGGCACAAAGGCAACGACCAAAGGUGCAUCGGAUCCUGCCGACCAGACGGACCCUGCAACUGUCCGGCGCCUAGCUUCCUCAGCCCAAUUGACCUGGGACUCAGUCCCGACUCGGGAAUAGAGUUCGAUAGGUGGGCAUCGAGCACACCAGCCGAAUGAGACGGGCCUGGGGGGACCCAAUACAAGUUUUAGGUCCCUCCGCACACGCGUCGCACUUUAGGGAAGCCCUAAUUGAAGGGUGGGAUAAAAACGCGCUUUACAUAACUGGUACGUAAGAGAGACAAGCAUCGAAGAACCCCGCCUCCCCCACUCCUGUCCUCUUCCGAUGUAUUUUCAAAUUAGGAUAUUAGACACGUUCAGUGAAUACCAAGGAGAAAUAGUAGCUCUUAGAGGCAUCCAAAGUUAGUUAACUGCGCUGGCACUUCUCUUUCGUGAUUUCUAGUUUCUUCCUGUCGAACCUCCCAUUCCCGACGCGGCCGUAUUGGUGGCUACGUUAUUGCAAAUGCGCGAAUUACAAACGGUUACUUAAAUUCUCGCUGAGUUGUGUGCCGAUUAAAGAUCAACUUCUAAAAAAUGCGCGUGUGCACCGGGCGAUACGUACUCGAUACUCGACGGAGAAUUUCUAAAUCAUUUCUAUGAGAUUGAACGAAUUCUAGUGUACAUUAUGUGAUUAGUUGCUUGAUGUAAAUGUAACGAAACCAAGUGUGCGGAUACCAUCGUCAAAAUUUAGGGAUUAUUUAGAAAUGAGAAGAUUAAUGUUCAGGAAAAAGAGGUAUAUAUACAUAUAUGCAUGUAUGUGUGUGUGUGUGUAUGUGUGUGUGUGUGUGCGUGUGUGUGUGUGUCGCCGCAAUUAGAGAAAAGAAAAAGAACCUGUCUCUUCGUUAGACAAUUAGCUUUUCAGCGUGCGCGUUGAAUAAUGCGCCGCGAAAUUCCAGCAGGGACGAAGCGUUUGUCCUGUUGAAAUUUUCCAUUACGAGGAUCUGGCGCGUUACGUUACGGCCGUCGCGAAUCACAGUAAAUAACGAUGCAGUCGUGUCACGUGUUAAGGAGAUAAUAGAUAUGACCGCUGAUUUGCUAAAAAGAAUAAAAAAGAAAAAACAGACGAAGCAAACGAUUCUCUUUUCUGAGUUGUGGCAGCAAUGGAUACUGAAAGUAUUUUAUAAACGAGAUCCCACACAACUUGUCAUCGCGUGCGACCAUGAUCGUGUAAUCGUAAUUGUACAUUCUGACGUUAUGCUUCCAAGUCAAGAAACCUUUUAGCGUGUACGAUAUAAACGGUAUUCGAGAUAUGUCGGAUCCAGCACUGUGUACUCGCGAGGUAUGAUGAGGGUGAAACGUGUACCGCCAUACCUCAAAAGAGAACAUAUAUAUAUAUAUAUAUACACAUACACACACAUACAUAUAUAUAUAUAUAUAUAUUUUAAUACUUCUUCCCCGAACCCCUUCAAUUAAUGAGGCUGUGUUUAUUUUACCGCAAGCGAUAUUUCAUGCGCGAAGUAAUCUCUAACGACGAGUUCCCACCAGGCAAUCACAAGUAGUCCAAGAUAAACAUCACUGCUUAGUAUGCUAAGUUCCGAGGUACAAAAUUAAGGGAGGUCCUAUACGCACAGGGGCGAAUUUAAGGUUUCAUUGGGCGGGCAGGCGUCGAGAAAACGGUUCCAAAAUUUCUCCUUUAUGAAGGAUCAACAGCUCGUUCAAUAGUACUGAUAUGAUUUUCCGACGGUACAUUCGUUGAUUUUGUGCGAAUGUUUUUUCUCGGAAAUCUUUUUCUGAAGAUCUUUAUAUACUAGACAAAGGUCAAAGUUCGUUUCGGCUGAUCCUUAAAUCCGCCCCUUGUCUUCUACUCAACUGGUAGUUUGUAAAGAGAUAAAAGGAAACUCGAACGGUAAUUUUCGAUGUAGUUUUUCGAACACACUGAAGUGACUUAUCUCGCAAAGGAUAAUCUUCAAUGCAUUCUGACCUUCGAGAUGCGCGAAAGGUAUAUGCACGUCGCCUCAGGUACAUAUGCCAGUAAACUUAAGUUUAAGAGAGAGCACUUUAGGAGAGAAUCAGUGCAUUUCUGUAGGGCAUUCCGAAUCUCUCCCGCUCACGAGAAGCCAGGCUCGUCAUCAGUAUAGCGGAGUUAGAGGAAACUUGUGUCCGAGCCACUCGGAAUGAUAGAUGAAGGCGUUAUUUUGCGAUUUUACUCGUCAAUUCGGAGAUGCGAGGCUUUAAAGAAGUCUGAACGAUUCAGGAGAAAAAUGCUUCGCGGCAUUCGCUGACACGUGCUAUAUGAACGCACUGUCUUGUUCGUAAGAAUGAUUUUCAAUGUCGCUAAAACACGUUAUUAGAAUCCUUGAUAAUUCUGUUUAAUAUUUGAUUAGUGUUCUUCGCGACAAAAUUUCUCUUUUGCACCGCACGUGCAAAUAAUUUCCGAUAAAAAUUAAUAGUAAGUUCGUUCGCGCGUUUCAAGCGGAUAUACAAAGGAAAUUUGUAUCACUAUUAAAGUAACGCCUUCAAAUAUCGUUAAUUGGUUUUGUUGUCAAUCAUUGCUACAUACAGAAAUCUGAAAGAUAAUGGUUCCUGCACCGUUACAUUUCUGCUGGCAUCAGAACAACAUUAGUCCUUCGGAUUUUUUAUAUAGACACUUUUCUACACGAGAACAUCGGGCCUGUGCAUUCGUAUGGAAACGCAUCUAGCUGUAUACUGCGUGACAAUUCGAGCGCUAAAUUGGAUUCUGAAUUGUACGAAUCAGCACUGUUUCUAUUAUCUUACAGAUCUCAGAUAUAUAUUGAAAGUUAUUUUUGUAAAGAAAAGAAGAAAUGCAUUCACAUUCCCAUAAACGAGAGCCAGAAUGGCCUGACACUGUAACUACCUUUCAUGUAAUACAUGUAUUGUUCAUUGAGCAUAAUUGAAGGUUAAUAUGAGUGUAUACAGUGAAUGUUAUUUUUCGUGUAAUAAUUAACUGCAAGAGUUACGGUAAUUGUAUAGCUCUUGGCUAUCACGGGAGUAAAUUGAUAUACAAGUAAGGAAAUAUAUAUUUGACGUUAAUGUAAUAACAAUAUUCUACUAUAUAUUACACUGUUGUCUGUUGUAUGUUUACUGGGCACCGACGCCCGAGAAAUUUAAUCAAAUAUUAUGUAUAUUGCAUAAAUUAUUAUUUUAUAUUCAUCGUUGUAUAUAUAUUUUAACUAAUUUUCAAUUAGAAAUACACACAACUUAUCUUACCUGAAA